AUGGCCCUCAUACCUCGUAAAUUGGAAGUGACCCAACCUCUCACUUGGGUGGUCUGCCUUCAUUGCUAUCAUAAUCCAGCGUACUUAGUAGUGCACGCAACCGGAAAGAAACCCUUGGCUAAAGCUUCUCCUUUCUUGAUUCAAAAAUUGUUUGAAUUGACCAUUGGACAAUUCAAAAAAAUACAAAAAUUAAGAUCAGGAGAUUUACUGGUGGAAACAGCUUCCCCACAACAAUCGGCAAAACUUCUGAAAACAAAGACCCUAGGAGAAAUGAAAGUCACUGUCACUCCACAUGUGAGCCUAAACUCAUCACGUUGGGUAAUAUCUGAGAUCGAUCUGAUAUCUGAAGAUAAAUCAGAUAUUCAGAUCGACCUUUCAGACCAAGAAGUCACUGCUGUCCGACGCAUUUCCAUUUGUCAAGACGGCAAGUUGAUUCCCACCAAACAUCUUAUUUUGACAUUUAAUAAACCGACUUUGCCAUCUGAUAUUACAGCAGGUUAUCUGCGCUGCCCAGUUUGCCCAUAUGUUCCAAAUCCACUGCAUUGCUUUAAAUGCCAGCAAUUUAAACAUUCACAAACAGCGUGCCGAGGAAAAUGCAUAUGCACACAGUGUGGAACUGAAGGCCACCAGAGUACUGAGUGCUCCAGUAGUCCAUGCUGUGUGAAUUGCAAAGAUGCCCAUCCUGCCUACUCUUGA
This is a messenger RNA of Centruroides sculpturatus (bark scorpion), 696 nucleotides long. RefSeq lists its product as uncharacterized. The record is from RefSeq and is a predicted model, not a curated record. Gene Ontology annotation, molecular function: nucleic acid binding; zinc ion binding. The transcript is spliced from 2 exons. The coding region runs from base 1 to 696 and encodes 231 amino acids. Lineage: Eukaryota; Metazoa; Arthropoda; Arachnida; Scorpiones; Buthidae.